Spinacia oleracea (spinach) is the source of this 3656-nucleotide messenger RNA. RefSeq names its product protein NLP2. Gene Ontology annotation, molecular function: DNA-binding transcription factor activity; protein binding. The record is from RefSeq and is a predicted model, not a curated record. The transcript has 5 exons. The coding region runs from base 604 to 3366 and encodes 920 amino acids. NCBI's taxonomy places the organism in Eukaryota, Viridiplantae, Streptophyta, Magnoliopsida, Caryophyllales, Amaranthaceae.
GGAUAUAAAAAAGUUGCCAUGUUAGAGCAACAGCAACUAGCAAGUAUUAAAAUGCUCCAUACAAAACAAAAAUUAAGUUAAAAUAAAACCAGACAUUUAAAAGAAAGCUCUGCUCCUUCUUGCUGAUGUAUGCUAUGGACAAAGGGGGAAGGUAAACAAUCUGUAGCCUCCUUCAACAAAUUACAACUAUAUCAUCAUCAUCAACAGUUUAAUCAUCAUCAUCAUGAUCAUCUGACUCAACAACAACACCAACACUUUAAAGCAACACAAAUAUCUCUUCUGCCCUUCUUCUUCUCUCUCAAUUUUUUUUUUUGGAGAUGCACACUUCCAUAUCUCGUAGGAUUCUCCACAAAUAUAGAGAGGACUUUUGAAUUGAAGAUGCUGUUUCAACACCUCAAACAGAUUGAGUUCUUCAAGACAGAAGAUAGAGAUCCUUCUUGGGAGUUUUGCCAUUUGUUCUACAUAUUUAGGCUACUUUGGAGUUUUGGCUCAUAAUAUUAAAAACAGGUUUCCCUUUUUAGAUGCUGUUAAAAUAAGAAAAUUAUAUUUUUGCAUAAUAGAUUCAUAAAAAGCUAUUUUUUUUAAAAAAAAAGGUUUGUGAAUAUGGAUAAUGGUUCCUUCAAUCCUGCCAAUAAUCCUCCUGUAUUUGGAAACAUUGACUAUGAUUUAAUGGAGCAACUGUUGGAUGAAGGAUGCUGGUUACAGACAGCUGAUGGAUCAAACCUUCUGCAGUCAAGUACAAGUCCUGGGCAGGGUCCUAGUCCAUCCUCUUCUCGAGGCUUGAGCUACCCAUCAUCUUUUUCAUUCCCUUGUUUGGAGCCUAGUUUAACUCAGGCAGAACAGGCAGUGGAUUCAGAUUGUCAGAAUAACAUUAACAGUAGCGCGAUAACACCAGCAUCAGUAGCAGCAGCAGCUCUGAAUCAAGCGCGUAACUUCAGUUGGGAAGGCAAUGAGCUAAACAGAAUAUUGUGGAUAGAGCCAAAGGCAAAUUCAGGGCCUUCAACCUCUGUGGGAGAUAGGUUGAUGUCAGCAGUUUACCAGUUGAAAGAAUUGAAUAGAAAUAGAGAUGUGCUGAUUCAGAUAUGGGUUCCAAUAAAGAAAGGACUAAAGAGUUUCCUUACAACAGCGGAACAGCCAUACUUCCACCAACCUUCUAGUACGCGGUUGGUUCAUUACAGAGAUGUUUCUGCAAAGUAUGAAUUCUUAGCAGAUGAAGAUACUAAACAGGCACUUGGAUUGCCUGGGCGAGUCUUCCUUGGCAAGGCGCCUGAAUGGACGCCUGAUGUUCGUUUUUUCAGACAGGAGGAGUAUCCACGUAGUGUUUAUGCACACAAGUAUGAUGUUCGUGGCUCCAUUGCUCUUCCUGUUUUUGAAAAAGGUAGUGGUGAUUCCUUGGGUGUGGUUGAGAUUAUCAUGACUACCGAAAAGUUUGAUUAUCGUCCUGAAGUUGAAAGUGUUUGUAAAGCACUUGAGACUGUUCACCUCAGGAGUUCAGAAAUCCUUAACAUUCCUCCGGAACAGGCAAGAAAAGGAACUGAUGAAGUUGUUCAGCCUGAGAUUUUAACAGUGGUGAGAGCUGUAUGUGAUACAUUAAAUUUGCCUUUAGCUCAAACAUGGGCUCCAUGUUCACAACAAGGAAAAGGUGGUUGUUGGCAUUCUGAAAAAAAUGUUCAUUGUGUUUCAAUCAUUGAUUCUGCUUGUUAUGUUCGUGAUGAACGAGUUAUGGAUUUUCACAAGGCCUGCUCAGAUCAUCACCUAUUGAGAAGUCAAGGAGGUAUAGUUGGCAAAGCAUUUGACACCAACCAGCCUUGUUAUGCUACUGAUGUCACAGAGUUUAGUAAGGUUGAAUAUCCUCUGUCUCAUCAUGCAAAGAUGUUUGGGCUGCGUGGUGCAGUUGCAAUAAGGCUCCGCGGCAUCUGUCAUGAGACGAAUGAUUAUGUUUUAGAAUUGUAUUUACCAUCCGAUUUCCAGGAAAAUGGGCUAUCCUUUCAUACUAAGAUAUGGCAGGCAGUAUCAAUGGUGAUACAGCAACACUGCCAGUAUCUGCAUUUUAUCACAGAUAAGGAUUUUGAGCAGAAAGCCUCGUUUCAAGGGAAGACGGUUGCAGAUAACGAGAUAAAAGAAACUUCCUGGUUCUCACAGAUGAUGGAACCUCAGAGAAAGGGUAAGGAAGUAGUGGUUUCACUUGAAUUUGGAGAGGACGAGCCUAGCAAAGGAUUUAAGGUGAUGAAUUGGAGUGAUAGCGAGCCAAGUUUACAACUUGGACAGGCACUUUCUGAUAGUGAAAACAUCAAUCAAGAUUCUGCAUCAAAAGGGAUAAGUGGUACAUCAUCUGGAAGCCGGCUUCCUCUUAGUGCAAGAAGUGAAAGGAGGAGAACCAAAACUCAGAAAACAAUCAGUUUGGAUAUACUUAGGCAAUAUUUUGCUGGUAGUCUAAAAGAUGCAGCCAAAAGCAUUGGAGUUUGCCCCACAACUCUGAAAAGGAUAUGUAGGCAGCACGGAAUUGCUAGAUGGCCUUCUAGAAAGAUCAAGAAGGUGGAUCAUUCUUUAAGGAAACUUCAACUGGUGAUUGACUCAGUGCAAGGUGCUGAAGGUUCCAUCCAACUGUCUUCUUUCUAUUCAAAAUUCCCUGAACUUAAUAGUCCAACCACACAAGCAAAACCAAGUCAAGUUUCAUCGAUAAACUUGAAUAAUCAACCAAAGCAACAGCUAACAACUCAACCUGAAGGGAACAUUUACCCUUCAGGAGCCACAACUUCAAACUCCCCUGCCUCAACUUCUUCUAGCCAAACCUCCACUUCUAGUUAUUGCUUCUCAAGUGGAGCAAAUCUGUCAUCAACUCCUGUUACAACCAUUGCAUCAGGGAGUAAGGAUGCAUCAACUGCAGAAGAAACAGGUGGUUCCCUCAAGAGAGCCCGAAGUGAAGCAGAACUACAGGGUCUAAUAACUAAAAAAGAAGCUACUCAGAUUUUGGAAAGAUCUCAGAGCAACAAAACUCUUGCUGAGCAUCCUUCUUUUGAAACUUUACCUCCUUUUCCAAUGACUAAAAGUUGGCUUUCUAGAGAGGCAGGUGUGUUUAAGGCUAAAGCUUCUUUCGGGGAAGAGAAAGUCCGUUUCUCCAUCUUACCAAACACAGGAUUCCAACAACUGCAACAAGAGAUUGUCAAACGAUUUAGUUUGGAGGACUUGAGUAAGAUGGGAAUAAAGUACUUGGAUGAUGAUAAAGAAUGGGUUCUUUUAACAUGUGAUGCUGACCUAGAGGAAUGUAUAGAUAUACAUAAAUCGUCUGGCAGCCACACAAUCAAGCUCUCUAUCUCUCCUCUUUCGAGCUUGGCUGGUUCGUUUGGCAGCAGUGGUUUAUCCUAACUUCAGAUUUUUAAGGCUAUGGAACUUUUAUGCUCUGCGCGCCUUACGUGUAUGUAGUUUUAUCUUCUUAUUCUUUAUCAAUAGUUACAAACAUAGCACUUCUUUUUCUUUUUCCGUACCAGUAACCAUCUGAUGAAUAUUUUCUACUUCAUACUGUUGAAUAUUUUUGUUCAUCACCUUGUACUUGACAAUGUAAACUAAAAGCAGAAAGAUUACAGCUUUGGUCUAUAGGAUUGAUAUAUUUUUGCUGAAUAUACAAGUGCUUAUUGUAGGUGAUUUCAAUUUUAUUA